UUAUCAAAACCAACAGUUUAUCAAUAUAGUAGAUCCUAUAAUAUCAUAAGCAAUAGUAAUGCAUUCCACACUUGUUGUAUUGCUGCUUUCAGCAGCUGCAAUUUCUGCUGCAGUUUCAUCGGACUUUAAACCAAGCCCAAGAUACCAUCCAACAUUGGGACUCCAUCCUUACCAACCCAAACAUAAAAUUGGUAUUACAGUCAAGGACAUUACCACCACACCCGAAUUCAACGAUGUUGUCCAAUACUUGGAAUACAAUUUGUCACCAAGUGACAUCGAAGAAAUGUUGCAAACCCUUCCAGAAGCAUUCAACGCUGUAGAGUCCGCUGAUGACGACGAAGAGCUUGCAGCCGAACCACGUUCAAUGGGAAGUGCAAUUCCAUGGGGAAAAAUUACUGACGCCCUCAGGAAAAUGUCCAAAAACAACUCAAAAUUCACUAAGGUUUUGAAUUUGGUUACCGAUCAGAAAUUCAGAGAUCUCGUUAAAAGGGCUGUGAACUCACACACUUUGGCUGAAUUUGUUAAGGGUGUUGCUGAACAUGGUUUCAGUUGGACUGAAUUCUUGCAUUUGAUGCUUCAUGCUCUCUGCUCAACUGCAACAACAAUUCAACAUGACAAAUACUCUGUUGGAGUUUGCCAAGUUCUACAAAACAUUUAAAUUAUGGCUGAAUUUGAAAUAAUAAACUGAGGUUUUAAAGCUGGCUAAAUUA
This is a messenger RNA of Eupeodes corollae, 710 nucleotides long. RefSeq lists its product as uncharacterized. Lineage: Eukaryota; Metazoa; Arthropoda; Insecta; Diptera; Syrphidae. The record is from RefSeq and is a predicted model, not a curated record. The transcript is spliced from 2 exons. Bases 59 to 658 code for a protein of 199 amino acids.